AUGGCCGCGGCCGCGGAGCAGCCCACACACACGGGCGGAGUGAAACGAAGAGGGAAGGCCCAGUACGUGCAAGCUAAGAGAGCCCGGCGCGGCGGUGGCGGCGGCGGCCCGAGGCAGCUGGAGCCCGGACUUCAGGGUAUCCUCAUUACUUGCAACAUGAACGAGCGCAAGUGUGUGGAGGAGGCCUAUAGCCUCCUCAACGAGUACGGGGACGACCUAUACGGGCCCGAGAAGUUUGUAGACAAGGAUAAGCAACCAUCUGGAAGUGAGGAGGAAGAGGAAGAUGAUGCAGAAGCUGCCUUGAAGAAAGAAGUCAGUGAGAUUCAGGCAUCUACAGAAUUGAGAUUAAGACGAUUUCAGUCAGUGGAAAGUGGAGCAAAUAACGUGGUCUUCAUUAGAACACUUGGCAUAGAACCUGAGAAACUUGUACAUCACAUUCUAAAGGAUAUGUACACAACCAAGAAGAAGAAAACACGGGUUAUUUUGCGUAUGUUGCCCAUAUCUGGCACAUGCAAAGCUUUCUUAGAAGAUAUGAAAAAAUAUGCUGAAACCUUCUUGGAACCUUGGUUUAAAGCACCAAAUAAAGGCACGUUCCAGAUUAUUUACAAAGCACGAAAUAAUAGUCACAUGAGCAGAGAAGAAGUUAUUAAAGAACUAGCAGGAAUAGUGGGCUGCCUCAAUCCUGAAAAUAAGGUAGAUCUCAGUAAUCCCCAGUAUACCAUUGUGGUGGAAAUCAUUAAGGCUGUCUGCUGUCUGAGUGUUGUCAAAGAUUACAUGUUGUUCAGAAAAUAUAACCUUCAGGAAGUGGUCAAGAGUAACAGAGAGGGGUCUCAACCAAACACUGGCCAGGACUCACAAGUAAAAAAUGGGAAGAAAGCAAAAUUGGAGUUGGAAAACACAGACAAGGAGAAUCUCAAGUCAAAUGAAAGUGACUCUGCAGAAGACAAAAAUAAUCCCCAGGUAGUAGUAGACAGUAGCAAAGAGGAGGAGCCACAGAAUCCACUUUCUGAGACUCAGAUGGAAAGUGAGAAAGGAGUCAAAUCUGAAAAUGGAAGCCAAGUUAUAGAAGGUUCUAAAUCAAAAGAAAGUGACCCAGUCUUAGAGAAAAACUAAUCAGUCAAGGCAGGAAAUAGUAAGAGAAUUCCAAAGAUGGGCACAAAAUAAGCUAUCCAAGUUGAGAAUGUUAUUUUUUUGCAUAAAUAAAACUGGCACUGGAGGCAAAUUUAAUCUGAAGUUUAUCAAAGUUAUGGAAGUAUUAGAAAUACAAUGCUAUUUUUCAUUAGCAGCUCCAUUGGUUGAAUCAGUUGUGGACAGAAUAGUGGCCAUCUUUCCUCCUCCUGGGAGUGAUGAAUUGGUUAAAUUGCUUACUUUACCAUGGAAAGCAGUUUUUCAUCAUCUAAAAUGGAAACAGUUUGGGGAGUUUUGGGACCAUUGCUUAGAGACAGGAAGGUUAAAUGUAUUGGAACUUUUUAUAUUAUGAGCAAGGUUUAACCUACAAGUUGUUAGAUUCUUAGGAUGUUUGCUUUUCCAGGAUUUUUGUGUAAUAACUUAGAGGAAAAAUUUUUUGCAUUAUUAGCAGUAUCAUUUAGGGAAAUGGGGGGAAAAUGCUUUUUAUAUAAAAUUCGAGUUGGUGCCCUGCUUCAAGAAAGAAGUUACUUUUAUGGUGUAGAAGCAGUGAGACUCAGAAUUCCUAAGAAUUUGUUAAAAGCAUUCGAGCAGAUAAGGAUGGCCACAUUUAUCUAAAAUCUACUUUGUCUAUUAUAUAAUGCCAUAAAGUUGAAUCCCCUUUUACUUGUUAAUUUUGAGAGCUCCAGAAAAUAAUUUUUUUUAUUUUCAAGAGACUGACCUUCUUUCAUAUUUAUUUCUGUGGUUUUGAUAAUAUUUGAAUGCAACAUAUUGUUCAUGAGCAACUCUUCUCCCAAGUCACUUGUUACUGCAUCAAGCUUUGUGAUAAACUGAAUUAGUUCUUUUGAAGUUUUGUUUUCGUUUUAUAAACUGUUUUUUCAUACUGACAUUUCAGUUUUAAAUGUCAAAAUUCCAUGGUGCAAAUUGAUUGGUUCUUUCAGCUAAUUGGUAAGCUCACAUUAUCUUACCAUGUAGAGAAGAGGGUAAAUUACUCUUUGUGUGUCUUGGCAGUGUUUCAUUAAUACUAAUUUUGACUAUAAUUUUUAAAUGUUCCAAAGGCAUGAUUCUUUUCCUUAUCAUUUUAAUUAAAUACUUGACUGUAAUCCAUAGCAAGAUACUUUUGGUUUUUCAUUGUUAUUGAAACUUUUUCAGAAAUGGAAAAAUAAAUCUCCCCUACAGAAA
This is a messenger RNA of Gracilinanus agilis (Agile Gracile Mouse Opossum), 2307 nucleotides long. RefSeq names its product THUMP domain containing 1 (gene THUMPD1). The transcript has 4 exons. The coding region runs from base 1 to 1113 and encodes 370 amino acids. Gene Ontology annotation, biological process: tRNA modification. Gene Ontology annotation, molecular function: RNA binding. NCBI's taxonomy places the organism in Eukaryota, Metazoa, Chordata, Mammalia, Didelphimorphia, Didelphidae. The record is from RefSeq and is a predicted model, not a curated record.